AUGCCAAUUCCUCACCUCUACUCCAAUCUCGCACGUCAAGGACUUGCAAAAACCCUCACCCACGGUUACGCUCAAUCCGUUGUUGCUGCCACUCACCCUCAGGCAUAUGCAAACCAUAACCGCAACUCUCGUUUCGGUUUAAAUCGUCGCCAGAGCAAAGUUGGUCCCCGCCAAUAUCUUUUCCAAAAUGCUUUCCAUAGCAGCACUCAAGCGACAAGUACUAUAGUACAGGAGGCGCAGAAGGCCGAGGUAGCAAAGAAUCAUGGAGGUUUAGACGCCUACUUUGAGGCUUACAAGAAGCACCAAGCUGCUGGAGAAACGGAGAAGGAAUGGACCCAGUUCCAAUUCACAAAGCUCCUUGAGUGGAAGCCAACGAUCCAGGUUGAUGCCGAAGGUAGUGCUCAAUCAAGUGGCAAAGAUGCUGAGGUGUUGGAGGAAGAGCCACCGAAGCAGGUGGAGAGAGCUUUCAGCGCGAGUGCUGUUGAUGACAUGAAAAAGGCUGAAUUUGAGGCUGCAGAGGAAGCUGCUCUCGCCCAAAUUGAUGCUGCCAUUGAAAGAGAGAUCAAGUCAAGAAAUGAGCAAGCUGUUUUCGAGGCCGAAUUGAGUGUGGUUGCUUCUCAAGUACCAACCCCACCUAUUGCCCGUGGUCAAUCUCCUGCCAUUUCAGUUGAGGAGUCCAACUACCACAAGACACCAGCGAGCACUUUCAGUAGUCUUACCUCUGCAUCCGCAUCCGACCUUCAGUCACAAAGCUAUGCAGAUCAUCUAACCAAGUUGUCAAACGCUCAAAGAUAUGCUGAAAUUCCAGCUGUCUUCGAGGCCAUGCUUGUAGCUGGUAUUCAGCCUACCGCAGUCGCCUACAACGCACUCCUGGAUGCUGCCAUUAACCUUCCAGCAGAGCGUAUUCAGGUUGUCCCCAAGGCACUUGAUGUAUACUCUGAUAUGCUUCGACGCAAGGUUCUCCCAAACACGUCAACAUACAACACUCUCAUCACUCUGCUUUCUUCCCGAUCUCUCGAGGUUUCUUCACUGAAACAGUCGUUGGAGGAGAAGCGUGUUCGAUUUGGCGGUAUGGAAGAGCCUGGCAAGUUCAUGUUCCCAUCAAAUGAUUUUGAAUUUGCCAUUCUUGCCGAGGAUGACAGACUCGACUUGGCUCUUAGAUUGUUCGAGGCAUCCAUCACCUACCGCAAGGAUCGUUCUUACCCACCAGAGACUUAUCACGGACUGAUCAAGGCUUGUUCCGCAGCAGGACGGGUCCCAGAGAUGAUUCGUCUUUAUGAUCACAUGGAAUCUAGCAAUAUCGUACCGCUGGCCGCUACAUUUCCAUCUAUGAUCAAGGGAUUUACUCAAACGGGAGAUCUUAGUAGCGCGGUAGAAUGUUACAAUGAGUACAAGCAGCUUGCCGUUUCAAACGACAAGGGGGAGCUUGAACUCAAAGAUCGUCGCGAUGGUGAAAUUUACGCAUCUGUCAUCAAGGCGUACAUCACUUCUGACCGAGUUGAGGGUGCCAACAAAUUCUACAAGAAAAUCUUGGCAGAAUAUGGAUCCAAUAUCACAUCAGUCAGGGAUGCUAUCAUUGACGGUGGCUUUGUUUCUGGCAUGCUAGAACGUGGUCUGCUAACCGAAGCUCUUAAUUGGGCUGAGGGUUUGAGCGACAACACCAGGGUCAUUGCAAUGAGCAAGAUUGCAACUGUUGCAGCUGACAAAGGAGACAAAUUGAUCGCUGUUACAGCAUUCGCAAAUGUACCUGUGGGUUUCAACGGUAUUGCUACCCCAGCCAUGGCAAUGCUCGCACUUAGUGUUCGUGCUGGUGAUGUUUCAGCUGCUCAAAGAUACUGGCACAUUCUUUCUCAUCCUGAGAUGCGUGUUUCAGCUUCAUUCAUUGAGCCAGCUGCCAUGUAUGCUGUUGCUAUGAUUGGAUCGGGACAAGUCAACGAGGGUCUUUCGCAAUCAGAACAAAUGUUUGCACGUAUCCGAUUGACUGCCGCCGAGAGCAAUACUCAUCUUAGUGACGAGAUUGAGGAGGGUGUUGAAUUGAUCAACAAGUUCAUGGCUCUCCACGGCAUCGUAGAUCCUCGUGAGAUGGCUCCUGAAGUCCCUUCUUUCCAACAGAACUUUCCCCCAACCGCGUACCCGGCCGCAUCUAUUUACGAGGACACAUUCGACCCUUACGCCGCAUCAACCGAUUUCAAGGGUUCUUCUGUUAUUGCCGACGAGCUCGAGCGUGGCAAUAUUGGUCGUGCCAAGGUUUCUCGUUUAAAUGAGGCCUUGGGUCGAUUCAGAAACAUACGCAGAUCCGGUCGUCAUCCACGAUACAUAACCUACGCCAAGCUGAUUUCUGCCGCUGCAAAAGACGAGCGAAUCAACUUGGUUCACGAUAUUCUUGGGAUGGCUCGAUCCGAUAUCCCAUGUCUUCCUCAAUAUCCCGUCGUUCGAUAUGGAUGGGUUUCAAUUCUCGAUGCUAUGGUAGGAGCUUGUCUCACUCUUGGCAACCGAACCUUGGCUGCCCAAUAUCACCAAGAACUUCUCGAUAUGGGAGCAUCACCUACCGCUAACACUUUCGGACUUUACAUUACCACAUUGAAGGAAUCAACGAAGACCUUUGAUGAGGCUACUGAGGCUGUCAAGAUCUUUCACCGUGCCAAAUCCGAGGGAGUUGAACCGUCUUCCUUCUUGUACAAUGCUCUCAUUGGUAAACUUGGAAAGGCCCGCCGUAUCGAUGAUUGCCUCUUUUACUUUGCUGAGAUGAGAAGUCUCGGCAUUCGACCAACCAGUGUUACUUACGGAACUAUCGUCAACGCUCUCUGCCGAGUUAGCGAUGAGAAAUUUGCUGAAGAGUUGUUUGAGGAAAUGGAAUCCAUGCCAAACUACAAGGCACGACCAGCACCAUACAACAGCUUGAUGCAAUUCUUCCUUACAACCAAGCGCGAUAAGGCCAAGGUUCUCUCUUACUACGAACGAAUGAAGAGCAAGGGAAUUCAACCAACCAACCACACUUACAAACUCCUUGUCGACACUCACGCCACUCUUGAGCCAAUCAACAUGGAGGCUGCUGAGGCCAUCCUUGACAUCAUCCGUAGCACCGGUCAAAGCCCAGAGGCUGUUCACUACUCUUCUUUGAUCCAUGCUAAGGGUUGUGUUAUGCAUGAUAUGGAAGGCGCCCGAACAGUUUUCGACUCUGUUCUUGCCGAUACAUCAAUCCGUCCUCAAGCCUGCCUUUACCAAGCUCUUUUUGAGUCCAUGGUUGCAAACCACAAGGUAGCCGAUACCGAAUCAGUCCUCCUUGAUAUGUCUUCAAAGCGUGUUGAGCUGACUCCAUAUAUCGCCAACACUCUCAUUCAUGGCUGGGCCAACUUGAUGAAGAUUGGAAAGUGCAAGUCUAUCUUUGCAUCCGUCGGCCGUGAGAAGCGUGAGCCAAGUACAUAUGAAGCUAUGACUAGAGCUUACCUAGCGGUCGAAGAUAGACCAAGUGCCAUGGGAGUCGUUCAGGAGAUGUUGAGCCGGGGUUACCCAGGUGCAGUCUCCAACAAGGUUCUAGAAUUGCUAGGAGGUAGAAACGCUGAGAAUGCUGCUUAA
Molecule: messenger RNA, 3576 nt
Organism: Hymenoscyphus albidus
Lineage: Eukaryota; Fungi; Ascomycota; Leotiomycetes; Helotiales; Helotiaceae
Source: the annotation of a GenBank genome assembly